AUGGCGAUCUCGAUCAUCAAACCGUCGUGGGUCGUGCACCCCGACGAGACGCGUACGGACCUCCGCCCGACGACGAUCUACACGCUCUCGAUCCACCCCGAUCGAUCGAGGCUCGCCACCGGUGGACUCGAUACCAAGAUCAGACUAUGGUCCACGCUAGGCGUCGUCGACGAACGCGUCGAGAGGGACGAGAGGUGUCCCAAGUUGUUGAGCACGUUGCUCAGUCAUUCGGGUACGUCCCAUUUCCCGGAGGAAGGAGCGAGCGCGCGAGCGGAGUGAAGGUCCUGAUCGGUAAAGCCGUUCUCGUCCGCGUACAAGGGGUGGUCAUGUGCGUCAGGUGGAGUCAUGAUGGGAGGUACUUGGCCAGUGGGUCCGAUGACAAGAUUGUCAUGAUUUGGAGUUUGGAGCAGUGAGUUCACAGGCGGAGCACGCUGCACGUCACGCGAGGGUGAGCAGCUGUGAGGAGCCAAACAGUGACCGAGACAACCCAUCACCUUCUUCAACUACAGGGGAAAGGGUGGAAAGGUGUGGGGCACCGAUCAGGUCAACAUCGAAAACUGGAAGGCCGUACGCCGACUCGUCGGUCAUGAUUCGGGUCCGUCCUUGCUGCGACUCGGAGGGCAGGAGAGCCUCAGACGCGUGUUGGGAGAUACAACUGCUGAUCGUGUUCAACGUGGUCGGCAUUCGUCUCGCAGACGUCGCCGGCGUCGCGUGGAGUCCAAACGACGAAUACGUCGCCUCCGUCGGACUCGACAGUUCGGCCUACGUCUACAGCGGUAAAACCUUUGGUGAGCCCAUCAGAGCCUGCCUCGAGGGCCAUAUUCAACGACAACGGGGCUGAUAUGAUCCAUUCGCGCACGGCCAGAACGCAUCGCUCGCCUCGACGGUCACAUGGGUUUCGUCAAGGGCCUCGUCUUUGACCCCGUAGGGCAAUACCUCGCGACCCAGGUCCGUUCCCGCCCUUCUGAAAGCGCCGAGGCGGCGAUCGGUGAUAGAGCCGGAUCCUUAACGACGUUGUCCCCGAUUGAACCCUACAGUCCGACGAUGGCUCGGCCAAGAUUUGGCGUACGAGCGAUUGGCGCCUCCACACCAGCAUCGAAGACGUGUUCGUCCAAGCGCCGAAAACCAACAUCAACCGUCCAUCGUGAGUCAGCCGAAGUAUUCUCCAUGUCGGGUUUUCAAUUGACUGAAUCGAUGGCGUAUUGCUCGACGACGAAACCCCAGUUGGUCCCCCGAUGGCUCGCACCUCGUCUUACCCAACGCGACCUCGAACGACGUCUUUGUCGCGGCCGUGAUCGAACGCUCCACCUUCCGCGGUCAAACCUUCAUGGUCGGCCACGGCAACAUCGUCGAAUGCAGCGCGUUCAACCCUCACGUGUUCCUAAGGGAUCCAAAACUUCCAGCGGAGAGUAACAAUUUUUGUUCGGUACUGGCCUUGUGCGCGAGAAGUACACUCUCCCUUUGGAUCACCUCCAAAUCCGAACCGGUGAUCGUCUUUGAGCAAAUCUUCGAAAGGGACAUCUUGGACCUGUCCUGGUCCAAAGAUGGCCAACAACUUUGGGCUUGUUCUUCGGAAGGUCAUGUCGCCGUUUUCGAAUUCGAUCUGGACGAGAUCGCGACCGUUUGUCCGGUCGAGGCAAAGGAAAAAUUUUGGACGGACCUUUAUGGAACGAACGUACCUGCGCUCAAGGGGGCGGCCGCCGUUUUGGAGGCGCAGAAAUUGAUGGCGGUUGAUUCGUUCGUACCGAUGAGGAAUGGGACGAUGUUGCACGGAAUUGGAGCAACGACGACGACGAGUGUUAAUACGUUGGUGGCGAGGAAGGGACCGGGUGCGAAGAGGGUCGUACCGAGGGCGCAGCAGAUCGGGCAGGUUCAAGUGGGGGGGAACCCAUUCGCUUCGGCACCGGUCAUGCAGGCCCCUUUGGGAGCUCAUCAGAUGAUGAUGCAGCAACCAGCAACCCUUCCCAUGGUUCAGCAAGUGCCGCAACGAGCGGUCUUGCAGAAUGGGAUGCAGACAAUCGCGCAGACGUGGCCUCAACAACAACAACAGGUGCACCAACCGAUCGGCUUCCCUCAUCCUCAAGAACAAAACCCAGCAGCAUACACGUACGUCGUGCCGAACCAACUACAACCGCACUAUACUUCGCAUGCGCCUUCGUCAUCGUCCUUCCCGAACCAAGGUCAAGGGUCAGCACGACGAUCGUUGGAAGCGAUGGAGAUUGAUCACGUCGAGAGAGGUCGACCGCUGCCUGGUCAGGGGUACGGUGACCAUCUGCGGUUGUCCGAAGCGGAGUAUAGGACUCAGGGAAGGACCGUCGGAGGAGGGAGGAGCGCGGUAGAGAGGCAGGAAUUGAGGGAGUUGAGACCGGCUUAUGCGCCUGUCGUUGGCGCGCAGGCUAGGAGUUUGACGUUUGGGAUUUCGAAUCGGCCUGAUGGGAAGGGGGAAAGGGCCUUGGCGAUACCGGCGGUUAAAACGUUCGGGGAGCAGAGGAUUACCGAGCAAGGCGAUCGGUUGCAGGUCCGUAAUUUUGGGGAAGGGGAGAGGAAAGGAUCGAGCGAGGUGUGCGUGGUCCUCUCGGCGUCGUGCGAGAACGGGAAGGAACAAGAUGCGCAAGAGAAGACGCUCUGGAUCGAUUAUCAUCCUUCCUUCAUCGUAUCCUCGACCGGAUCACCACUAUUCUCGGCCGUUUCACUCGAGGACGAAUCCCUCGUCGUCUACUCACCAGCGGGAAGGAGGCUCUGGCCCGUCGUCGUACUCGAUUCGCCGUGCGCUUUCUUGUGUGCCGAGGGGAAGUGGUUGAUGGUUGUUACGGCGAAGGGAACGUUGGGUGUUUGGGAUGUACCGAGACGCAAGGUGGGGCUGGAGAUGAGGUCCAUCGAAGCGCUUUUGACGUCGGGGGUGGAUGCAGAAGGAGCUGGCCGGAAGGGGACGACAUCGACGACGAUCACUACAGCGGCGUUGUUACCGAAUGGGACUCCGGUGGUCGCGCUUUCGUCGGGGGUCACGUGUUCGUUCGAUAGGGCGUUGGGCGUGUGGGUUCGUGUUGGGGAGAAGGGGUGGAAGAACGGGUCCGAGUUGUGGGGCUGUAUCACGGAGGAGGACGAGGUGGAUGGCGCGGUCGGGAGGGUCGAGACAGCGAUUCGGGAAGCUGCGGGAGCGGACACUUCUGAAGCUGAAGGGGACGAAGAUGACGAGGAAGGCAAAAGUCCGAUCGCACCCGAUUCGGACGUCGAACGAUCCUCGAAGAAACGCAAGCUCUCGCCAACCCUUUCCGGCGAUCCUUCGGCACCUCAAGGCGAACAAAAUGACUUUGGACUCUCGCGUACGUUGGCGCAUGCGGAAGCGAGGAUCGAAGCUUCGGUUGCGCUCGACUCGCCGCAGGAAUAUAGCCUUUUCAUGAGGCGGUAUUGUGAGCGGUUGGGCAAAGCGGGCAUUUUAGGACGGGUGGAGGAGGUCAUUAGGUCAUUGUUGGGGCCGGUGUAUUAGUGAGUUUCGAGUUCGCUCCCCCCCCCCCCUUCGAAAAAAAGGCAGGUUCUGAUGAUGAGCUUUUGAACUUUGGCGCACAGCCAACCCUCGAGUUCGGAAACAAAGUGGGAUCCCAAGGUGCUUUCGUUCAACAAACGCGAUAUUCUGCGGGAGGUCGUCUUACCCGAGUUGAGUAAGCACGAGACGUGUAAGAAGUUGGUGGAGGAGUACGGAGCGUUGUUGAAGAAGAUCGAGGGAUGA
Molecule: messenger RNA, 3727 nt
Organism: Microbotryum saponariae
Lineage: Eukaryota; Fungi; Basidiomycota; Microbotryomycetes; Microbotryales; Microbotryaceae
Source: the annotation of a GenBank genome assembly